Molecule: messenger RNA, 465 nt
Organism: Brugia malayi
Lineage: Eukaryota; Metazoa; Nematoda; Chromadorea; Rhabditida; Onchocercidae
Exons: 3
Coding region: 1-465 (154 amino acids)
Source: RefSeq, a predicted model, not a curated record
AUGGAGGAAACGCAGCUACAAUUCUUGACAAAUAUCACAGCAGGUAUAUUCCAAUUAGUUAAUAUCACUUCUGCUGCGUUGGCUUUGGCUGUUUGGGAUUAUAGCCACUAUCAGUCGCUCCGCAAUAUUGCUUACUAUGGCUCACUAAUAAUAUCUGCUUCUAUCAGCACUACUAUUGUAAUUAUGCUCCUGAGAGGAAUACAUAAUAAACAGCCUUAUCUCAUGCUUCCAUUCAUCAUUUACUGCUCACUCCAGGCUGUUAUCAGUCUCAUGUUUCUUUCCUACUUUAUUACGACGGCCAUACUACAGUAUUGGUUUAGUGGUACUCUCUCUUUAUAUACUACUCAGAUGAUAGCCAUAUUUAUUUCGGCAUCACUGUAUUGGGUCAUAUCACUGUGGAUUGUUCGUGAGCAACGACAACAGAUUGAGAAGUCCGCGGAGUCGUAUCACAAAUUACUAGUAUGA